ACCACACCACUCCCCCGUUUAUCCCCGGGUUCUAAAUAAAAAACUCCGCCCCCCGGCCCCCCGCGCCCCCAAAAAAAAAAAUGUGCCGUUAUUGUGAGCCCCCCCCCCCCGGACUGGUCAGCUGCCUGCUAUUAUUUAAUUAGAAGUAGGGCAUAGUAAAAAGUCACAUGUCAUCAUUCAUCUAACUAUACACAAAUAUUUUAGAAAUACAUGAGUACUGUGUUACGAGGAGUUCUCUGGAGAAGUGUGAAAUGCUAUAAUAUCCAAAAAUAACCAGACGAGUUUUGUUUCCUUGAAAAAUUUAUCAAGAGAGGUUUUCUCCGAGCGUCGCUUUUAGAGUGAUAUAAAAAAAUGGGUUAUUGACACGAGCUAUUGACACUCCCAGGAGUGUCAACAAAGAGCUACUGCCACGCCCGGGCGUGUCAACAAGAAGCUAUUGGCACUUCCUGGGCGUGUCAAUAAGGUGCUAAGAUGAAAAAAUCUUCUGAAUAUUUUCCUUGAGGUUCAUAGCAAGCAGUUUUAUUCAUUUUCACAGACUAACUGAGUAUAAGUAUAAAUAAAAUUUUGCUUUUUUUUCUCUAAUUUUCUUUUAUAACCAAUUCUUAAAAAUAAGCCUGCAGAUUUAUCUUCAUUAGAAAAUGAUAUUUAUAUAGUCUUCUCUGAUGAGAUUCAUACCUAUAUCUCACUUUUAUCAAAAAAUAUAUCCGUUCGCAUAGAUUAACAUUUUUUUUCCGAUAGAUAUAUUCUUAUAUAAAGGCAUGAUUUAUCUUUAUUUCUUCACCGUUUCCAGAGAGCUUCACUUCAAGACUUUGGAAAACAAUUCGAAAACGAUCCGUCUUUUCUCUUGAUUACUUUUUCACUAUACACUUUUUCUUUAAAAAUAAAUAUUAUAUAAUAUUAAUAAAUAUUACUAGUUGAGUAGUGUAUAAGUCAAAAGUUCAAUUCAACUAUCCAAUUAUUCCAGUGUUAAUUCAAUUCUACAUUCACUCUCACCACCCCCACUCCCCUCCGCCGCGACCUCCUGCCUCAUUCGUGUUCAAGUGGAAAAUUUACCACCUCCAGCGCAAAACUGGAUAGCUCUGGAUGAUGAACUAUUUAAAUCUAUUGCAGCUGAACUACAUCCCAAUACAUCAAUACUAUGGUUAAAAGAUAUAUGGCAAAAUAAUACAAAUAAAACAAAAUUCCAAAUAUUAUCUGAAUACGAACGAUCUGAAGGUCUUGAUAAAGAAAAUGAUGAUGUCAGCAGCAUAAUUACACCUGUUAAUAAGGAAUCAUCGUCAACACUUGAACCAUGUUGUUUGUAA
This is a messenger RNA of Didymodactylos carnosus, 1304 nucleotides long. Lineage: Eukaryota; Metazoa; Rotifera; Eurotatoria; Philodinida; Philodinidae. The record is from the annotation of a GenBank genome assembly.